Triticum dicoccoides is the source of this 1502-nucleotide messenger RNA. RefSeq lists its product as uncharacterized. The coding region runs from base 500 to 1354 and encodes 284 amino acids. The transcript is spliced from 6 exons. The record is from RefSeq and is a predicted model, not a curated record. NCBI's taxonomy places the organism in Eukaryota, Viridiplantae, Streptophyta, Magnoliopsida, Poales, Poaceae.
UUUCCCCUCCUGUUCUCUCAGCAUCUCACCUACUGUAUUGUUCCCUCAUCUCGUCCCACCCAAUGAAUCCUUGCUGUAUCCUGUACCAAAAGUCAAGAGAGUUUGGGACAUGGCAGAAAAGUCGGUGAGGUUUGGAGAUUAGUGGGUUGGGCUCCGGACGCUGCUGCUUUAUUCGGACGUGACACCACUGUCCCGCCACCGCAGCCAGCAAGCUACAAGAGAGGCGCAGCGGCAGCGGGGAGUAAACUCGGGCAGAUUCCGCUGCCAAAGAUCUCCCCACCUUCCCGAAUUUCGCCGCAGGCCAGAGGCCGUUCGUCCCCUACCCGGCCGGAUCAUUACUUGAUCUGGCCACGGUUCUGGAAUUUUCACCAGUGAGAGAGGGCCCACUCUGCUUGCUUUCACUAGGAGUAUGAACUAUCACUAACUUACUGAGAGUAUUUUUGUGGUCAGAGAAAAGCUCCAUAAGCAGCCCUCUGGUCGUCUGGUUGAAUCCCUUCUAAUGGAGAGGGUUAGGACCAUUCUGACUCAUGGAUACCCAUACCCACAUGAGCAUUCGAGACAUUUCAUGAUUAGGAAGACUAUCAAGCCACACUAUUCACACUUUAGUCGCUGGUACGUUGCUUGGAUAUUCUUGGCAGCAUUAUGGCAUCUCCCUAGUUUUCAGUCAAUGGGGUUGGAUUUGAGGAUGAAUCUUUCCCUCUUCCUCGCUGUUUAUAUUUCCUCUCUAAUCAUCUUCCACGUCAUAUUUCUUGGACUCUGGUAUUUGGAUCUUGUUUCUCGCAUGGCAGAGAAAAAGCCAGAGAUGCUUACUAUAAUCAAAAAUUGCGCAGUGGUAAGUAUAGCUUGCUACGUGUUCUACGACCACUGUGGUAACAGGACCCUUUCAAGGGACAAAUCUAUUGAUCAUAGAACUGCAUUUUCACUGUGGAUAAAGCAAAAUGAGUACAAUACACUGAUUUCAAAGCUAUGGAGUAUGCAUAAGUUUAAAGAUCAUAUUUGCUCGCCCUGGUUUGCUCCGGUUGGCUCUGCCAGUGAUUAUCCACUUCUAUCGAAAUGGGCCAUUUAUGGAGAAGUUAGUAUACUUCACCUUCUGUUCAUGCUUGGAUAUCUCUUUGGUUUAUUUACUGCUUUAUUGUUAUCUUGUAUGUUUGCUCAAGUUAGCUUUCAAUGGAUCCGAACGCUCCAACAUCAUUUCACCUGUCUACUCUUUGUGGGAUACAUUCAUUGGUCUUUACAUGGCCAAUUAUGUCGUGGAGCGGUCAACUGGCCUCCUGCUUGGUAUACGCCUGAACACGUAACAUUGGAAAAACCUGAACUUCCUCUUGGAGUUUCUGAGCUCAGGCAGUGUAGCUGACCACAAUGUUUUAUGAUUCCUGGAAACCACGUAUUGUGACGAGAGCUAUGUAAAUAAGGAUGACAAAAGCUGCUCCACAACAUGGGCUUAGCCCCAGCCUAUGUACGUAUGUGCCUCCAGUCACACUGGUUGAGCAUGAGCCGGGUAA